AUGGUGGCAUCCGUGUGCCUAAUCCAAAUCCUUAAUAUAUCCAAAACACUAUAUAUCUUCUUCACUGCACUCCAAGGAAAACACGAACUCAACUCAGAACCCAAUUUACAAGCAGACUACAUCCAAUCAAAAUCAAAAUCCAUUAACCCAAAUCUUUCAUCAAUGCAAUCUGAUUCGAGCUCAGGAUCACCAAGAUCAUGUUCUAAUUCAGACGAAGAUCACCUGUUUUUAGCAAGCGGUAAUCCCAAGAAACGUGCCGGGAGAAGAGUAUUUAAAGAAACCAGACAUCCAGUUUAUAGAGGUGUAAGAAGAAGAAACGGUAAUAAAUGGGUAUGUGAGCUUCGUGAACUGAAUAAGAAAUCAAGAAUAUGGCUGGGUACUUAUCCUACACCAGAAAUGGCGGCGAGGGCACACGAUGUAGCUGCAUUAGCACUUAGAGGCAAAUCCGCUUGUCUUAACUUUGCUGAUUCUUCUUGGAGGUUACCGGUGCCGAAAUUUACCGGUUCCGAUGAGAUUAGGCGGGUGGCUAGAGUCGCCGCCGAGUUGUUUCGACCCCAAGAAUUUGGUGGUAAUCUGAAUGUUGAUGGAGAAGAAAGCAAUACUAGUGUGGACGACUAUUUAAGAGGAAAUAGCAAUGAAACGGUGUCGUUUGUGGAUGUAGAGGAGGUUUUUGAAAUGCCGAGGUUACUUGCAGAAAUGGCAGAAGGUCUUUUGUUAUAUCCUCCCAGUUUUGAGGGAGUUCAUACAGAUUGGACUCAGUUAGAUAAUGACUUUGAUAUGUCAUUAUGGAGUUAUUAAUCAUUAGUGUUAGUUUGCAAGUUAGAAAAUAGACAUUUUAUAGAUUUUGUUUUUUUCUUAUGUACUCGACGUAUAUGUACGUAAUUCGAUCUUAUGCCAUGUAUAAAUUACAUGUGCUUAAUAGGGAAAUAAUGAUAUUUUUUGGUUUAUAAUGAGAUGUAUUGAACGGAUUCCAACUUUCAAUUAUAUAACGACACAUUUAAACUUUCUACA
Mercurialis annua (annual mercury) is the source of this 1011-nucleotide messenger RNA. RefSeq names its product dehydration-responsive element-binding protein 1E-like. Gene Ontology annotation, biological process: regulation of DNA-templated transcription. The record is from RefSeq and is a predicted model, not a curated record. Bases 1 to 798 code for a protein of 265 amino acids. Gene Ontology annotation, molecular function: DNA-binding transcription factor activity; DNA binding. The transcript has 2 exons. Lineage: Eukaryota; Viridiplantae; Streptophyta; Magnoliopsida; Malpighiales; Euphorbiaceae.